GCAAAGUCAGUCUGCGCAAAUUAAUAUCGGGGUAAACGGACUGAUGGAACAGUUGUAUAAUACUUUUGGCAUAGCUUGGAGUAGAUAUGGAGACUCCAACACGGCAGCGUUCCUCCCAGCGCACUCAGGGCUCUGAGCGCCGCCGUGAGGGGUCAACCCGUAAAAUGAAGUUUGUAAAUGCAGGUGUGGACACCGAAGCUUUUGCCAGGCGUACGAAGUACCUGCGUGAGUUAUUCCUGGACCCGGAACGUAGGCACGCUCACCCCUGGACUACUAUAGAGAAGAAGAUUCUAUCACUAGACUGGUUCCAUAACCCCGCAAAGUAUAAAAAAUGGCGACCGGAUCAAACAGAAGACAUGGCAUGCCGUUUGUUUGCCAAUAUCGUAUUUAAUUACAGCCACCUUGCAAUGACCAAUGUAGGAUACACUGUUAUCCAUUGCCGUUUAAUUAAUGAGUUUGUUAACAUUCUGGGCAACUACCAGUUAUGUUUUAUGGUAGUUCGCUCAGAAAUUGGCGAACAGCAAACUCAGGAUACAUUAAGGCCAGGAUUAAUAUGGCGUGGUGAGCAAGUGUCUGAGACCCUUGCAGAGAGGAAUGCGCUAAUAUACACGUCGCCCAUGUGCGAGGACUACCAAUGCUUAUACGAAGGUAUAAGCUUCAAUAUACAUACAGCUACCCUUGAUGACUUCCAAAUAAAACCACCUUGUGAAGUUUGCAACGCUCGAAAGAUCGAAUUGCGCAGCAGGUUAUACUUACCUGAAAUAUAUUUCAAGGCUCAAGUUGUUGGCAUGGCUGUAACUUCAGCUGUUGUCGAGGGACGUCGCAACUACUUGGCCGCCAUCCAGAAAGUUGACGGCACCAUGCAUAUAAUAGAUGUGACCAAGUACCUUCAGGUAACCCUUGAGAUAGUACACCAGUGGAUGUUAAUCCACGAUGCAUAUGUCAAACGUGUUCGUGACCUAUACAAAAAUUGUGGUAUAUUCACUGGUAAGUCUGAAGGUAAUAAGGCUGUUCGUCAAAAGGCCAAAAAGGGUUGCUGCACAGGCUGUCUUUUGACUGAAAGUGAAAUGAAGACAUUGGAUGAACUACGUAAUAAAGCCAUGGAUUUUGAACUGCCUAGUACCCCUAUAUCCUUAAAAGGUCUUGACGUCAGUGAACAGCCUUUCAAGGGUGUUGCGAUUCCUCAAUUCUCACGUCAGAGUAAUGUGGAAUUCAUAUACACCAGUAUAGAGAACCUGAGGGUUGUCGUCCCAAUGUACGUAGCUGCCAUGGGCACUAAUAGCAUCUGCUUAUGGGCCAUUGGGGAUGUUAACGACGGUGGCGAGCGCCAACCGCUAAGUGUUAUGCAGUUGCCAAAGGGAGCUAGACCUACUGAUAUCAGCUCUUCCUUAGGUAUUGCCAAGGACUACCAGAGCCUUUUAGCUAACAAGUUCCAGUAUGAGCCGCUACUGUACAGCACAGACGACACGGGAUACCUCCGUAUGUGGAGUUUGGGCUCUAGUGUCUGUGAGUCAGCACUGAAGAUUGACUCCCACGCGCUAUUAUCACUGGCGGUAAAUAAACGGUACCCCAACCUGAUUGCCAUUGGUGUUGAAACGGGUAAAAUAAAGCUUUACAACCUAUGGAAGCAGUGCAUCUCCUUAGUGGGUAAAUCUGCUGACGUCGACUUGCUCCGCAUGACAACUAUUCCCAGCUACCUCCCACACGAUGUCUAUGAGUACGUUAAGUGGUUCCACCCCGUUGUUAAGUUAGUUUGGGUUAACGACACUUUUUUGAUGGCUCAGUAUGCAGAGCCGCUCUACGUGCGCGAGUCGGCCAAUGCAUCGACUGUCGCCAUAUGGAACAUGGCCAAGGAUAUAUUCGACCGCAGCGAUGCUAUCAUGUGCCAUCGAUCUUGGUCACAAGACAUGACACAUACGUGGCAUCUAUCAUCGCGUUUAGUAUGCCUCCACGGUGGGCAUUACGCCAGCCUUGGAGGUGUCAUUUCAUCUGACUGCAAGUGGUCAAAUGAACAUGGGAUCAUUGCGAUAAGCUCUGAUGCCACAGGGCAGUUACACGCCUAUAAACCUGGUGUAUGGACAUGGACUGAUUAUGAUGAUGCCUUCUGUUUGGCACGCCUAACCGGUGAUGCUGAAUUCUACAAGAAGGUAUUGGAACGUGUGACUAAGGAGCAUGACUUCCUGAUGAAUCGUAACGCUUCGGAAGUAAUGGCAUCAUCUGAUUUGCGCAAAGGCCGCAGCAAAUAUAGCCAAUAUAUAGAAAUUGCAAAGAGUGAACUCAAGCAAUUGCAAGAUGGUCAACCGUUAAAGAACGAUAUUGCCAGCUUGCCCAUCUGGGCCAAGCAUACACUACGCCUAAACAACAGCUGCGAAAAGAUGGUUAAGAAAAUUCUAAAGAACAUCCACGAUGUCGAGAUCAUGGAGCACAAUCUGGCGAAUAAUCCAGUUGAACAUCCAACCGGUGUUGCACAGAAUUGAAAAACGUAAAACUGUCCUGAAUGCAUUACACCUUGUUUAG
Messenger RNA from Babesia bovis T2Bo, 2517 nucleotides. RefSeq lists its product as uncharacterized. Gene Ontology annotation, molecular function: protein binding. The transcript has a single exon. NCBI's taxonomy places the organism in Eukaryota, Apicomplexa, Aconoidasida, Piroplasmida, Babesiidae. Bases 87 to 2477 code for a protein of 796 amino acids. The record is from RefSeq and is a predicted model, not a curated record.